GCGCCCCGGGCGCUCCCGGCGGGCGGGAGGAGGCGCCGGGAGUUCCCUUUCGGGGCAUUGUGGGAAGGCGCGAUGCGGCCCGGCCUCACCUGAGCGGGGCGGGCGGGACGGAGGCGGCCGCGCCGGGCAGGGCCGGCUCCCCGCCAGCCGCCGCGCCAUGAUACACUUUAUACUGCUGUUCAGUCGGCAGGGGAAGUUAAGGCUUCAGAAAUGGUACACGACGCUACCUGAUAAAGAGAAGAAAAAGAUCAUUCGAGAAAUUGUUCAGAUUAUUUUGUCUCGCAAUCAAAAAACAAGUAGUUUUGUUGACUGGAAGGACCUCAAGCUUGUUUACAAAAGGUAUGCUAGUUUGUAUUUCUGCUGUGCAAUAGAAGACCAGGAUAACGAGCUCCUGACACUAGAGGUCGUUCAUCGAUAUGUGGAGCUCCUGGACAGAUACUUUGGAAACGUGUGCGAGCUGGAUAUUAUCUUUAAUUUUGAAAAAGCUUAUUUUAUUCUUGAUGAGUUUAUAAUUGGUGGAGAAGUACAAGAGACUUCAAAGAAGACUGCAGUGAAAGCCAUAGAAGAGUCUGACAUGCUGCAGGAGACAGUGGAAGAAUACAUGAACAAGCCUGCAUUUUGAUGUUAAACUACCUGCUGAGAAAACUGCUGUUUGCACCUCUGAAGUGCACUUCCUGAAAUUGCUUCCCAAUGUGCCAGAUCCUCAGAGAAAUACCAAAAACCAAUAACUGAAGUGGCUUGUUUGUAUAAUGGUGAAGAUGAAGGUCAGCUAAUGUAGCAAAGGGUUUAACAAUUCUGUGCUUUACAUUACUCUGUAUGUGAGUUUCUCAGAGUUGUUAUUACCCCAGUCUAGUUUCUCUUCUCCUUGCUGGACUCAGCUCUUGUUUUGCACCACGACUUUUAGCUACGGAUUUUGUCAUCACAAAGUGCUCCUCUGACAAUACUUUGAAAAGAGGUAUUUUUACUAGUUUUGUUCACUGCUGACUGUAUGACUCUACUUUUGUACAAAUGUCCAUUAUUUUGAAUGUAAUGGUUAUUCUGCUGUAAUAAUAAUUUUUUCUAAAAGCCAAAA
Molecule: messenger RNA, 1072 nt
Organism: Oenanthe melanoleuca
Lineage: Eukaryota; Metazoa; Chordata; Aves; Passeriformes; Muscicapidae
Gene: AP1S3
Product: adaptor related protein complex 1 subunit sigma 3
Exons: 5
Coding region: 158-622 (154 amino acids)
Biological process (GO): intracellular protein transport; vesicle-mediated transport
Cellular component (GO): intracellular membrane-bounded organelle; membrane coat; AP-1 adaptor complex
Molecular function (GO): clathrin-cargo adaptor activity
Source: RefSeq, a predicted model, not a curated record